Diospyros lotus (date-plum) is the source of this 1262-nucleotide messenger RNA. Its product is annotated as peroxidase 4-like. Lineage: Eukaryota; Viridiplantae; Streptophyta; Magnoliopsida; Ericales; Ebenaceae. Gene Ontology annotation, molecular function: peroxidase activity; heme binding. The transcript is spliced from 4 exons. Gene Ontology annotation, biological process: response to oxidative stress; hydrogen peroxide catabolic process. Bases 43 to 1032 code for a protein of 329 amino acids. The record is from RefSeq and is a predicted model, not a curated record.
UGUAAUUCUAAACCCAUUCUAUUUCUUAAAAAAAUAAAGAAAAUGGCUCUUUCACCUUCUCCUCCUUCUUCAACAGUACUGGCCAUUGUUUCAUUGGUUCUGCUUGUUGUUUUCAUGGGCAGGCCGUCAUCUGCUCAACUCUCCACAAAUUUCUACUCAAAGAGCUGCCCCAAGCUGCUGAGUACUGUGAAAUCAGUGGUCAAAUCUGCUGUGUCCAAGGAAAAGCGAAUGGGCGCUUCUCUCCUUCGCCUCCAUUUCCACGACUGCUUUGUUAAUGGUUGUGAUGGGUCGAUACUACUUGACGACACCUCCUCAUUAACCGGCGAGAAGACAGCCGUUCCCAAUGCUGGAUCCAUCAGGGGUUUCGAUGUGAUUGAUGACAUCAAGUCCAAAGUUGAGGAUGCUUGCCCAGGUGUUGUCUCUUGCGCUGAUAUCGUGGCAAUCGCCGCUCGUGACUCUGUGGUGAAGCUUGGAGGGCCGAGUUGGGACGUCAAACUUGGACGCCGGGACUCCAAAACAGCGAGCUUAUCGGCUGCCAACAAUGGUCAAAUCCCACCCCCCACUUCUAGCCUCAGCAAUCUUAUCUCUAGAUUCCAAGCUAAAGGCCUCUCCACCAAGGAUAUGGUUGUUUUAUCUGGAUCACACACAAUAGGACAAUCAAGGUGUGUUUCCUUCAGGGCCCACAUAUAUAAUGACACCAACAUUGAUAGUUCCUUCGCCAAGAAAAGGCAAGGGAGCUGCCCAAAAACUUCUGGCUCGGGUGACAACAAUUUGGCCCCUCUAGACCUUAAAACCCCAACUGCUUUCGACAACAACUACUACAAGAAUUUGGUCAACAAGAAAGGCCUCCUCCACUCCGAUCAACAACUCUACAAUGGAGGAUCAACCGAUUCAAGAGUCAAAAAGUAUAGCGAGGAUGGUGCCAGCUUCAAGUCCGACUUUGCUGCAGCGAUGAUCAAGAUGGGUGAUAUUAGCCCCCUCACCGGAUCCCAAGGCGAGAUUAGGAAGAACUGCAGGAAGGUGAAUUCAUGAAGAUCAAAUUUCGGGUUUAACUCAAAUUUGGAUUUUGCAUUUGAAGUAAGACAGUAAGUUACGGGUUUUCCCAAAAGAGGGAAAUUUUUUAUUAUAGAUUUUCUUGUUAGCAGCGUGGAUUGAAAUUCAGGACUAGGGUCUCUGUUGAAUUGUAUGUUCUUUGAGUUUGCGUAAUUAAGCUUCUUUGCAUCCUCGUAAUUAAUAAAUGGCUGGAGAUUGAAUUUUUGUUA